CCUGAGAAAAUGCUAAGAAAUCGAGAAGAAAACUAGUGUUAGAUCUGCAAUCACCGAAAUAUGUCAUUUUUCUGGAUGUCGGUUGGAUUUUAUCACUAACAGCCCAGUCAUCUUGACGGUCCACCCACCCGCAGACCUGCGCUCUGUGCUGCUAUGAGUUCAAUGGUCAACGCAGCUCAGUACAUCCCACAUACUCCCGCGACAUCAACAACAAUGGCAAACCGUAGUGUGUUUUGGUAGGAGCGUCUUUGUUGGGGCUAGGCGGCCCGAAAACUCUUUCAUUUUUGUCACGAACCGUUUAUUCUUGUGUUAUUACGGGAGGACUAUUUGUCGGCACCGUUUUCCGUCUUCACAUUGUUUCUGAAAAUGUGCGCGGCGCUGUUGGCGAGCUUACACUGUCCGUGCAUGUGCGUCCCUGCUGCUGCCUUCCCAUUGCUGGGCUAGAGCUACUACCCAGCCUAGCCGCUCUCGCUCGGUGUUAGCUUGCAUUAGCCUGCUGGCUCAGAUAAAGAUAUCACAGGCGAAUGUAAAGCGACUUUAUGUGAUUUGGUUUAUAACCGUUUUUUCUGCGUUUUGCCGCUUACUACUGCCGGAAGACUUGAUUGGUGUUGUAUGAUUGGCAGUAGAAAAUACUUUGCUGGCUAGCUCGUAAGCUAGCUAUUUGCGUUUUUUCUUCGACUGAAGAAAACGGCGAGUUUUCUUUGAAAGUAUGGAUGACCAGACCAGAAUGCUGACGGGAUUGACCGGACUCAGUGGACUAGCACAAGCCGAUGUCGGCGACCCAGACGCGGUCAGAAAACAGUCUCUUGGCCAGCCUCAGCAAGACAUUGGGGAUAUCCUACAGCAAAUAAUGGCUAUCACGGACGAAAGCCUGGACGAAGCGCAGGCCAGGAAGCAUGCCUUGAACUGUCACAGGAUGAAGCCAGCCCUCUUCAGCGUACUCUGCGAGAUCAAAGAGAAGACUGAAGAGACUGUGGAGAGAUAGUGUGUGUUGGGGGUGCAGGAGUGAUACAGGGAGAUUGAUGAGGCAGUAAGAGCAGGAGUAAUUACUCGGUGUCCAUUCCCCGAGCCAGAUUGGCAGACGGCUAAUAUCACACAGACCCCUGGCCCUGACUGACAA
Boleophthalmus pectinirostris (great blue-spotted mudskipper) is the source of this 1120-nucleotide messenger RNA. Its product is annotated as pre-B-cell leukemia transcription factor 1-like. NCBI's taxonomy places the organism in Eukaryota, Metazoa, Chordata, Actinopteri, Gobiiformes, Gobiidae. Gene Ontology annotation, cellular component: nucleus. Gene Ontology annotation, molecular function: DNA-binding transcription factor activity. Bases 710 to 985 code for a protein of 91 amino acids. The transcript is spliced from 3 exons. The record is from RefSeq and is a predicted model, not a curated record.